Messenger RNA from Leptosia nina, 246 nucleotides. The record is from the annotation of a GenBank genome assembly. Lineage: Eukaryota; Metazoa; Arthropoda; Insecta; Lepidoptera; Pieridae.
AUGAGCGAUCCGCUCCGCCGAGGACGGACGGCGGCGCGGGCGGAUCGGAUCGCACAUGAGUCGUCCCGUGUCCAUCAGGCGUUUCCGCGUCGAUCGGACGAUGCGCCCCGGUUCGGAGCGGGUCGAACCGGCGGGAGUCGACGACGAGUUCGCUCGAGCGCGAUACGGCACGGCGAAAAAGCGGCCUUCCGCUUCCAAGAAAACGCAACGGUUUCGAGCGGCCCCGUUUCGGUCACGAGACACUAG